This is a messenger RNA of Prosopis cineraria, 1716 nucleotides long. Its product is annotated as amino acid permease 2-like. The transcript is spliced from 6 exons. The coding region runs from base 221 to 1456 and encodes 411 amino acids. The record is from RefSeq and is a predicted model, not a curated record. Lineage: Eukaryota; Viridiplantae; Streptophyta; Magnoliopsida; Fabales; Fabaceae. Gene Ontology annotation, cellular component: plasma membrane.
GAAGAACAACCUUAGCCAACAUGAAGCUUUCGACGACGUCGAGAAGUCCCUAGAUGUUGUCGAUCCUCCCUCUAAAUUCUUUGACGACGAUGGCCGUCUUAAACGAACUGGCACAGUGUGGACGGCGAGUUCACACAUAAUAACGGCGGUGAUAGGAUCGGGUGUGCUAUCCUUAGCGUGGGCAGUCGCUCAGCUGGGCUGGAUCGCUGGUCCUUUCGUCAUGUUGCUGUUCGCCUUUGUCGUUCUCUAUACUUCUUCCAUGCUUUGUGAUUGUUAUCGUCUGCACGACGCCGUUUCCGGCAAGAGGAACUACACCUACAUGGACGCUGUUUCUUCCAUUCUAGGUGGAGUUCAUGUGAAGUUGUGUGGGACAUUUCAGUAUCUGAGUCUCGUGGGAGUCGCAAUAGGAUACACUAUCGCUGCUUCCAUCAGCAUGAUGGCAAUCAAAAGGUCGAAUUGUUUCCAUGAAAAGGCGAGAGGAAAGGGAUGCAACGUCUCAAGCAAUCCGUACAUGAUAGGUUUUGGGGUAAUUGAGGUAUUUCUGUCCCAAAUCCCAGACUUUGAUCAGAUCUGGUGGCUCUCUACCGUUGCUGCUAUCAUGUCUUUUACCUACUCCACCAUUGGCCUCUCCCUUGGAAUCGCUAAAGUUGCGGAAAGUGGUAAAAUUAAGGGCAGCCUCACAGGAAUAAGCAAUGGAUCAGGAACUACUGUGACUCAAGCCCAAAAAAUAUGGAGGAGUUCACAAGCUCUUGGCGAUAUAGCCUUUGCUUACUCAUUCUCUGUUGUGCUCAUUGAAAUUCAGGACACCAUAAAGUCACCACCAUCAGAAGCAAAGACAAUGAAGAAAGCAACAAAGAUAAGUACAGCAGCGACCACAAUCUUCUGCAUGCUGUGUGGCUGCAUGGGCUACGCUGCUCUCGGAGACAACUCACCUCCCAAUCUCCUCACUGACUUGGCCUUCUCCAACCCCUUCUGGCUUCUUGACAUUGCCAACGCCGCCAUAGCUGUUCACCUCAUCGGAGCUUACCAAGUUUUCUCUCAACCCAUCUUCGCCUUCAUCGACAAACAAGCCUCACAGAGAUUUCCCAGAAGCAAGCUCUUGAACAAAGAAUUCAAAGUCCCCUCACCAAUUCUUGGUUUUAAUGCUCACUAUAGUCUGAGUUUGUUCAGGUUGGUUUCAAGGACGUGUUACGUGGUAGUCACCACAUUGGUGUCCAUGUUGCUUCCAUUCUUCAAUGAUGUGAUGGGGAUCAUCGGGGCAUUAGGGUUUUGGCCUCUGAACGUGUAUUUUCCGGUGGAAAUGUAUAUUAAACAGAAGAAGAUACAAAAAUGGAGUGGCAAGUGGGUUUGCCUUCAAGUGCUAAGCAUGGCGUGUCUCGUGGUCUCCAUUGCAGCUAUUUUUGGAUCAUUCGCUGGUGUUUUUCUUGACCUCAAGAAGUCUAAGCCAUUUCGCUAAUCAAAUUAUAUAUGGGUCAUCUAAUUUAAUUUGUAUUGAGUUUUUUUAUAUGACUCUUUAAUCGGAUUAAAUUGGAGUAUUAUCAUAUCCAAUUGAGAUUAUCUCUCCCAAAAGUAUUAUGUAUUAUAAUUAAGCAGAUCGAAUAAGUUGGCCAAGAGAUCAUAACUCUCUUGUGCCAUUUUCUUAUAACCAACCGCUUGUAACUUGUUGCAUUCAUAUAUGCCCCUCAUCUUCUUCUUCUUCUUUUUUUUUGAAUGAAA